AUGUCGCGCGUCGUCAUCGAUGCGUUGGCGCGAUCGUCCUCGUGCGCGGCGGCGUCCACGAGCGCUCGGGCGGUGACGAGCGCGGUGUCGAUGCGAAUCGGUGGAACGACGUUGGUGACGACGCACGCAGGAGCACUCGCGCGACGCGCGGUGUCCACGGCGACGACGACGGCGGCGGUGACGACCGCGCGUGCGUUCGCGUCGACGUGGACGACGCCGAGGAGCGUUCGAGAGCUCCUGAGCGUGGCGUACGGGCUGAGUAAGUUUCGCCUGAGCGCGUUCGUGACGUCCACCGCGGCGUGCGGGUACGUGUUGGGAUCCGGGUCCGCGGUGGACCCGAUCGGGUUGGCGGAGGUUUCGUUCGGGACGAUGUUGUGCUCGGCGAGCGCGAACACGAUCAAUCAGAUCGUGGAGACGGUGCCGGAUUCGAUGAUGCGUCGGACGGCGGGACGGGCGCUGCCGAGCGGGCGGUGCGGGAAGGGGUUCGCGUGGGCGUUCGCGUCGGCGUGCGCGAUCAGUGGGACCGGGAUAUUGGCCGCGACAACGAACGAGACGACGGCGGCGCUGGGGGCGGGGAAUAUCGCGCUGUACGCGGGGGCCUACACGGCACUGAAGCGGGCGCACUGGACGAACACGUGGGUGGGCGCGGUGGUGGGCGCGAUACCGCCGCUCAUGGGAUGGGCCGCCGCGAACGACGAUGGGGCGCUCGAUGCGAGCGCGUACGUGCUCGCGGCGGCGCUAUACUUUUGGCAGAUGCCGCACUUCAUGGCGCUGGCGUAUAUGGGCAAGGAGGACUAUCUGAAUGGAGGAUAUCGCAUGCUGUCGCACCCGAUGUACGACAAGACGGGCCGUCGAGUCGCGGGCGUCGCGGUGCGAAAUUCGCUCGCUCUGCUCCCGCUCGGUGUCGUGGCGUGCGCCGUGGGCCUGACAACUGAGCCGUUCGCGUACGAAUCCGUCGCGCUCGGUUUACCGCUCGUGGCAACGGCGGCGGCAUUUUACGCCAAGCCAUCCUUUCUCGCGGCGAGACGCAUGUUCUUCGGGUCUCUCCUGUAUUUACCGGCGUUCCAAACCUUGGCGUGCUUCCAUCGAAUCCCCAGGGAAAACACUAUGGACGCGUACGAGUCGUUCAGGCGUGUGUCGGUGAACUUCCCAUGGCACUGCGUCCCGUUUGCCGCGUCAGGGGACGACUGGUCGCCCGAGCGCGAACGCCUUAAACAAUUUAGAGCGCGGGCGCUUGGACCGGCGCUCAGCGAAACAUCCACGGCGCCGUUCCCGUUUUUACCCCUUCCGAUUCCGCGUUGUCCGCACGAUCGAGCGUACGCGCAAGGGAGCGAGUCGGAUUCUUAG
This is a messenger RNA of Ostreococcus tauri, 1347 nucleotides long. Its product is annotated as UbiA prenyltransferase family. Gene Ontology annotation, biological process: heme biosynthetic process. Gene Ontology annotation, cellular component: membrane; mitochondrion. Gene Ontology annotation, molecular function: protoheme IX farnesyltransferase activity. Lineage: Eukaryota; Viridiplantae; Chlorophyta; Mamiellophyceae; Mamiellales; Bathycoccaceae. Bases 1 to 1347 code for a protein of 448 amino acids. The transcript has a single exon. The record is from RefSeq and is a predicted model, not a curated record.